This is a messenger RNA of Solanum lycopersicum (tomato), 534 nucleotides long. RefSeq lists its product as uncharacterized. NCBI's taxonomy places the organism in Eukaryota, Viridiplantae, Streptophyta, Magnoliopsida, Solanales, Solanaceae. The record is from RefSeq and is a predicted model, not a curated record.
AUGGUGUCCUUACCUUUAUGGUGUUCAUAUAGUUGUGUUCACCGAUCGCAACAGUCUUCAACUGGUAUUCGUAACAAAGAGCUUAAUCUCAAACAGAGGACGUGUUUAAAGUUACUCAACGACUAUGACAUAAGUAUUCUACAUCACUCAUAUAAGGCUAAUGUUGGUGUUGAUACUUUGAGCAGAUUGUCAAAGGGUAGUACCGCUAAUAUUGAGGAAGAAAGAAAAGAAUUAUCCAAGGAUGUGCACAGACUUAAACAUUUGGGAGUCCAUUUGUACGAUUCCAAUGAAGUUGGAGUAGUUGGGAUGAAUGGGGCUGAAUCUUCAUUAGUGUCUGAAGUGAAAGAGAAACAAGACCAAGAUCCUAUUUUGCUUGAAUUGAAGGCAAAUGUUUAUAAGAAAAAAGUUAUGGCUUUUGAACAAGUGGUAGGUGGUGUAUUGAGGUAUCAAAGAAUAUUGUGUGUACCAAGGGUGGAUGAACUCCAACAGAGGAUCAUGGGAAAAGUUGUAGCUCUAGAUAUUCUAUCCAUCUAG